Malassezia sympodialis ATCC 42132 is the source of this 627-nucleotide messenger RNA. Its product is annotated as Rab family GTPase. The record is from RefSeq and is a predicted model, not a curated record. Lineage: Eukaryota; Fungi; Basidiomycota; Malasseziomycetes; Malasseziales; Malasseziaceae. Gene Ontology annotation, molecular function: GTPase activity; GTP binding.
AUGAGUGGCGUUGUGAGCUUUAAGCUCGUGCUGUUGGGCGAGUCGUCAGUUGGAAAGUCGAGCAUUGCGCUCCGCUUCGUCAAGGACCAGUUUGAGGACUAUCGCGAAAGCACUAUUGGCGCGGCGUUCCUCACCCAGACCGUGAAGCGCAGUGAUGACACCAAGGUGAAGCUGGAGAUCUGGGACACUGCCGGCCAGGAGCGCUACAAGUCGCUGGCGCCCAUGUACUACCGCAAUGCGCACUGCGCGAUUGUGGUGUAUGAUAUUGCCGAAAAGGAUUCGCUCGAGAACGCUAAGAGCUGGAUCCGUGAACUCCAGCGCCAUGCAGACUCGACCAUCAUUAUCGUCCUUGUCGGCAACAAGCUUGACUUGGCCGACGCCCGCGAGAUUCCUACGGAGGAGGGCAAAAAGUAUGCGGAAACAGAGGGGUUGCUGUUCCUCGAGACCUCGGCCAAGACGCCGACGAACAUCACCGAGCUCUUUGAUACCAUCGCCAAUCGGCUGCCCCUGGACCGUGGCAUGGGUGCCAAGCGCGCCGCGCCGCCUGGCGCCGCGCGCCCUGCCGACGCCCCGGUGCAGAUCGGCGCGUCGGCGCAGCCGGCGCAGGACAGUGCAUGCAACUGCUAG